This is a messenger RNA of Closterium sp. Naga37s-1, 318 nucleotides long. The record is from the annotation of a GenBank genome assembly. NCBI's taxonomy places the organism in Eukaryota, Viridiplantae, Streptophyta, Zygnematophyceae, Desmidiales, Closteriaceae.
AUGCAUGCUGCUGUUCACGGAAAUACCUCUCUGAGGCAGGAUUUGGGAAUGGAGAUGAAGGAUUUGCUGCAUGAGUGUUCAAGGGUUGUGAUGAUGCUAGCUGCGUCCAUGGAGAAAUUCAUUUGGGAAGGAAGACCACCACUGGUUCUUCUGCACUCCCAGAAUGACUUUUUGAAAGAGAAAGCUCUACACAGCUUGCAGCAGUUAGUACAUCCCAAGUCAGCAGCGGAAGUUGAAAUUUACUCUCCCCACGCUUUGAUACUCGCAGGAAAUAUCUGCUGCAGACCAGUCAAUCGCACUGCUCCUUUCCGACGGUAG